GGAUCGUAUGCAGUGGAUGGUCCGCUUUCUUUCUACAAACAGGCUGCUCUAGUGUUCCGGUUGUGCCGUCGCACUCGAAACUCGUGUCGGGAGGUUAUUUUUGUGAUUUGCAUCAAGCAACACGGUUGCACGGUGCCGCGCUUGUGUGUUGAGUGUGGAACGAUUUUAGUGGACAAAAGUUGUGUUGAUUAAAAUGAAGCUUUUGAUCGUACUAGCGCUGGUAGCAUCCGCCUACGGGUACCCGCAGCAUGAACAUCACGAUCACCAUGAACACCACGAAACGAGCACCUACAUCCCCAUCCUGAAGUACGACAAACAGCAGGGCGAAGAUGGCAGCUACAGAACUAUCUACCAGACGGGCAAUAACAUCGUUCACGAGGAGUCCGGCUACCUGAAGGACGCAUCGGAAGAUCAUCCCAACGGGAUUUUGGUUCAGCAGGGUGCCUACUCGUACGAAGCGCCCAACGGGGACGUCAUUCAGGUGCAGUACACGGCCGACGAAAAUGGAUUCCGUGUGCAGAGCGACAGCCUGCCGACACCACCGCCCGUCCCACCAGCAAUCCAGGAAGGGCUGAAGGAGAUCUACGAAGGGAUCAAGCGCCGGGAGCAGGAAGCCAAAAACAAUCCCAAGUACGCGGAGGAUGAAGCCAGGCGGGCCCAGCUAGACUACAACGGACAGUACUACAACCAGUAGACUCGAGCGUGACAGCCGUGUGGCUUCGUUCAAUGAAGAUCCAUGCGCGUGUCUGGCGUGUUGCGUUAGAGUGUAACUUUUUACCCGGGACGACGUUCGAUCAAGCGUUCCGCCCCGGCACUCGUAGAUUUCCUGUGCAAAAACGUAUAUUUAUAGUAUUUUUUCGCCAGGGCAGCACUUUGUGCUCUGGCUGGCUGCGUUGCAAGCAUUCGCGAUAUUCAUGACCAAACUUCUUCACUUUGUCGAACCGAAGAAUAUCACGUUCAGGACAACCGAAGCAACCAACGAUUAGACUGUGAUUAACGACAUGCUUCCGGCAGGAAAUAGUUACUGUGGAGCUGUUAUUGUGAGGUUUGUUUUAAUAAAAUUGUAGCAAAAGUGUACUUUGGCUUGUUUUUAUUGAAACAGCGAUGUCCCAGACGGGCAAUCAGAUGGUUAUUGUGUUCAAAUUACAGGUAAAAACUUAAGGGGACAGUUUAUCUUUAAAUGAAAUGACUCUGCCUCCUCUUCU
Molecule: messenger RNA, 1205 nt
Organism: Anopheles stephensi (Asian malaria mosquito)
Lineage: Eukaryota; Metazoa; Arthropoda; Insecta; Diptera; Culicidae
Gene: Cpr49Ah
Product: endocuticle structural glycoprotein ABD-4
Exons: 3
Coding region: 194-694 (166 amino acids)
Cellular component (GO): chitin-based extracellular matrix
Molecular function (GO): structural constituent of chitin-based larval cuticle
Source: RefSeq, a predicted model, not a curated record